AUGUCUGAUGCCAACUUGCCAUACAGUGUGAGCGCUGGCUGCUCCUUAUGUCCUUCUCUGUACACCUGUAUUUUCCACGGAGGCAGUGACAGUACUGGCAUCAGAACUGUGCUGUGCAAUAACCCGGACAUGUCAGAGAUCCCAACCAGCAUCCCGGGGGACACUGUCAAGCUACGGGUGGAGAAGACAGGCCUGCGGCGGUUGCCAGGUCGACCUUUCUCCUCCUUGCCCAGCUUACUGUACCUGUGGGUGAGCUACAGUGAGGUGGUCGCCAUGGAUACGGAAGCUCUUGCCGGCUUGACCGUGCUGCGGGAGCUGAGACUGGACGGGAACCUGCUGACGGCCUUCCCCUGGGAGGCGCUGCGGGCCACGCCCCACCUGCACGUGCUCAGCCUGCGCAACAACCGACUGGCGAGCGUGUCCUGCGAGGCUGCUCACUUCCUGAGGAACGUCACCUACCUGGACCUCUCCAGCAACAAGCUGACCACGCUGCCUUCUGAUCUUAUGGACAUCUGGCCUCCCUUCUCCAAAGUGAUUGGGGAUCCCUCUCAGAAAGUGCUGCUGGGCCUGCAAGAUAACCCGUGGUUCUGUGACUGCCGUAUCUCCAAGGUCCUGGAGCUGGCUAGGGUGCCAAAUAUUCAGCUGGUCCUGAUGGACACAUACCUGGCCUGCAGCGGGCCGGAGAAUCUGGCCGGGGUGGCAUUCCAGCUGGUGGCACUAUCCCGUUGCUUGAAGCCUGCAGUGGUGACCUCCAGGGCACAGCUCAUCUCGCUGCUGGGCAGCAAUGUGCUGCUGCGUUGUGAUGCCACCAGCUACCCAACCCCCAGCCUCUCCUGGUUGCGUGCAGAUGGGCUGCCCAUCAACACAACAGUUGUCCAGGAGUCUCCAGGCAAUGGAAUACGAUGGUCCAUAAUUAGCCUGAAUGCAGUUUUGUACAAGGAUGCAGGUGAAUACCGCUGUAAGGCUAAGAACGUGGUGGGGUCAUCUGAGGCCUCGAUCACCCUGACUGUAGCUGGUGUAAUCUCCACUAACAUCCCCAAAGCAAAGCCGGCUUCACAUGACGAAACUUGGACAUUCUCCAUCCCGGUGACAGACCCCAAGUCUACAGCAACCAGACCCACUGGGGUUGGCUUCACCCUAUCACCUGGUCCUAGUGACAGGACAGCCCCGAGCAUCAGAAGCCAGCAGGAGGGUCUCUUAGAGAGCGAGGUGGUGGGCAAGGUGCAGGAAAGAGGAGCUUUCAGGAAGCCAUCACUGAGUGGCAAGAACAAGAAGGCGUCCAGUGUCACCUUCUCCACAAGCCGAAGUUAUGCUGUCAAAAACAUCCGGGCGGUAGAAGAGAUGGCUAACAGUGUGACGCUGCUUUGGAGCACAGAUGGAGCUCAGGAUGGCGCUCUGGUUUCUGUAGUAUAUUUCUCAUAUGAGGACAAGGAGAAACAGAUGGUUAAGACUGAGGUUGGGAAAGGCAAGCUGGUACUGAUGGGCCUCAAGCCACAGAUGAAGUACACAGUGUGCCUCGUCACCAAUGGACAGCCACAGAAAAGCCUGUGCAUCAGUUUCUCCACCAGGGCCGCCAACGUGGGCGUGAGCCUCGGCUGGAUGUUUGCCGUGGCCGGUGCCGUCGCCUGUGCUGUAGCACUGUCUCUGUCCGGCCUCCUUCUCCACCGCUGCCUGUCUUCCUUCUGUGGCAGUAGUGCGGGAUCUGAUGACGAGGAUCUCUCCAAAGAUACCUACGUGAAUUUCGAGACGGUGUCAUUAAAACAGAGGACGCUUGGAAGUCAGGUGGGCGAGCUGUGGACCCGACAGCAGACGCAGGAGUCCGAGAGGAUGCUGCUGUGCUCCCAGUCCAGCACUGACUCAAUGCUCACAUUCAGGAGUGACUUUUCUAGAGCUGAGUACCCAUGUUAG
This is a messenger RNA of Brienomyrus brachyistius, 1908 nucleotides long. RefSeq names its product leucine-rich repeat, immunoglobulin-like domain and transmembrane domain-containing protein 3. The record is from RefSeq and is a predicted model, not a curated record. Lineage: Eukaryota; Metazoa; Chordata; Actinopteri; Osteoglossiformes; Mormyridae. Gene Ontology annotation, molecular function: protein binding. Bases 1 to 1908 code for a protein of 635 amino acids. The transcript is spliced from 5 exons.